Molecule: messenger RNA, 3232 nt
Organism: Botrytis cinerea B05.10
Lineage: Eukaryota; Fungi; Ascomycota; Leotiomycetes; Helotiales; Sclerotiniaceae
Exons: 2
Coding region: 69-2765 (898 amino acids)
Cellular component (GO): mitochondrial outer membrane
Molecular function (GO): ATP binding; ATP hydrolysis activity
Source: RefSeq, a predicted model, not a curated record
GUAUCACAACCUUCAAGAUUGACUGUUUCCGGUGUCUUUUCAAGUCUCGAUCCGUCCUCUCAACAAGUAUGGCCGUAGAUGUCGAUGCCAGGGUGAACGCAAAUAAGGCCGAGGAGGUUAUUUCAGAUGUCUCCAUGCCUUCGUGGUUUAUGGAAAAUUGUGUCAAAACUGCAUUUGAAUUGAGCCAAGAAGCGCGUCGAAUUGUCAUCCUUCCGCCAAAUCCGCCAAAUCAUACCGAAAAAGUCCAAGAUACGACAUUAAAUGGCCAGGAAUCUCAGGAAGAAAGAUAUGAAUUGGAUUCUUUCUUGUACGAUGAGCUUCUUAAUCUGGUCAUGCCAAAAGACAAAGCCAUCUUGCCAAAACAACAGGCUGAGGGUCUCGGAGCGACCUUUACUUCAGAAAAAACCCCCAAGUUUGCGCUCGAUGCUGUUCAGCUUCUUCUCCCGGGUGGAUUUCAUGCAUUUCUCGGUCAAGAAUUCUUGUCAGAGGUGGCAAAGAAAUUUGCUAGUGAUGUGCAAGCGGACUUGAUUGAAUUGAAUAUCGACGACUUCAGAGAUUUGGCAGAGCAUUUUGGAAACGGAGAGGAUUCAGAACAGCGAGAUGACCAAAGAAGGGGUGACGAUCACUAUCUCAAUCUACUCUAUGAUCAGUGCAUGUGUGUGGAGCUUUGCUGCCCGGCCUCUUCUGUCUGUACUACAUCACGCUCGUCGUCUCCUGUUACAAGGAGUGCAUCUAGUGAGAGUGCAUCUGAUAGCAGUGAAUCUAGCGUUGGAACGACAAACUCGCAGGAAUAUGAAUUUUUGUGCAGGAGAGGAUCAAGAAGGUCUCGUAAAAAGCUCUUCUCCUUCCUUCAGUACCUUGGUCUUUUGACUUUUGCCACGAUACUUGUGUUGAUGGUGAUUGCUGUUUUGGCCGGGAGCAUCAUUUUCCGUCACAAAUUGAUGUCAAAGAUGUCGUCAAGGAUCUACAACAACAUGGACUCAACUUUAUCUCAAGACGAAGAGGAAUUACUGUCUGUUGACGAACAGUUGGAAAACGUUGACUCGGUAACAAAACAUGGAAUGCAGAAGAUUCAUCAAACUGGAGUUUCUAUCGACAAACCAGAGGAGAUGGAAAUUGCCGAUAGGCGGAGGUUUCAGUAUACUACCCUCUUCAGGAAUGUUAUUGAGUCUCAUUUGAUGAAAAAGACACUGGAGAAACACGAAGAGAACAAUAAAGUAGGAUCACCAGCCCUGGUAGUUCUUGUUUCGGGUGUUGGCAGGUUUUGCAAUUACCAAAAGUAUCUUCAGGUAUUCAAACAUCUACAGGCCGCUAUCAGGACUUUGUCAAAAGAAAACACGAUUGUUAUGAUGUUAGGAGGAGACGACGAGGAUAUUCUUAAUUCUGUCAGUAAUCAAACCCAAAAAGGAAUCAUGCGUAUGUUCACUGCCAGGAGCCAGGAACAGUAUAGACUUCUCGAAAAAGAUAAGGAGAACGCAAGAUUGAAGGAAAAUAUAAGACACUUGCAACGUUGCAUUAGAAUGUCGCCAGAAGCUAAAAUGUCACCUUUGGCACAGCCUUACACUGUGGAUUGGGAGACUUUCAUCCCAGAUGCUACCUUACGAGCCAUGCGCCGCCAUUUCUUUCCUUGGGAUAACAUAGAGAUUAUUGCCCGAAGGGCUGCGAAAGGCAAAUUAGAUAUUGACUCUAUGAAGAUAGUCAUGGAAACAUAUGAAAAGCGAAAUGAGGCAGAGAAGCAGUGGCUCGAAAAGCACGAAGAUAAAGACGAUCUAAAAGAGCCGUGGAAGUCGAAGCUCCCCCAACGGGCUUGGAGCAUAGCGGAACAGAUAUCAAAGAGUCAACAGGACGAGCAUUUGUACCAAUUGCUCGACACUGUUGUCAGUCCAGGCGAUCUUAAUACAACUUGGUCAAAUAUCGAACUCGACUCAGAUAUCAAGGCUCGAAUUACAGACAUAAUCUCACUCGGAGAAUCUCAAAAAGAUUCUUGUGGAAUUCUUAAGACAUCUGCUGGGGGUGCACUACUGUACGGUCCGCCAGGGACUGGUAAGACACAACUCGCAAGAGUACUUGCAAAGACCUCUGGAUCAAUCAUGCUUAGUGUCUCUGGCGCCGAGAUGGAAAGCAAAUAUGUCGGUGAGACGGAAAAGCUUGUUGCAAGCUUGUUCAAGCUUGGAAAGAUGCUUUUUCCAUCUAUCAUCUUCAUCGAUGAAGCGGACUCUUUAUUCAGUUCCCGUAGUCAAGGUGGAUCAGGGUCAAUCUACCAGAGAAAACUCGUCAAUCAGCUCCUACAGGAAGCAGAUGGCCUCUCUAAAGAUUCAAACUCGCCCUUUUUACUUCUUGCAACAAACUUACCUCACCUGCUUGACCCUGCAGUGUUGAGACGAGUACCUUGUCGAAUUUACAUUGGACUCCCCACAAUCUCAGCACGAGAAAAUAUGUUCCGGAUGUUCUUAAAAGAAGAAUCCUUAGAUAGGAGUGUCGAUCUAAAAAAGCUUGCGGAAGUAACACAUCGAUAUACUGGGUCAGACAUCAUGGCUUUGUGUGUUGAAACCGCUGUUAUCUCGCAACGAGAAUAUCGCAACACAGAGGCGGGUGAGUCUUUACAUGUCAAGAGCAGCAGAAUCUUGAAUAUCUCGCACUUCCACCAGGCGUUGAAAAGCAAUACUCCUACAACAUCCCCACAACUCAUGCAAGAGAUGCGACGAUUUGCACAGAUGUAUGACAAAUCUGCUGUAUCGAGAAUGGUGUUGUACCAGUAUUGGUAGGAUUUGAGAGUUGCCAAUUUGCAGGAUCAGUAGGCGCAACAUAAUCCAUCCAAACGAGCUGUACUUCGUUAUUCUUGUGGCAUCCCUGGGCUCUAGGGUGAGACAUGGUGUUUAUCCCGUUGGAAAAUGAAGUGGGGGCGAGGUAAUGGACGAAUCGAGAAACUGGAAACUAUGGAUGACAAAUGUAUGUUCCAAGAGCUUGGCGGGGGAAGGUGUUCAGACCUGGAAGUUGAACAUCAUGACUAUGACCUGUGGAGAUUUUGCGUCUAUAUAAAGCAUAAUAGUAUGAGAGGGUACCCUUAGGUAAUUUUUAAUGGGCUUAAUCAAACGGUCUAGUUAGCGAUAAUGGGAGUGUAGGUCGAAGAAAGGGGGUGGCUACAUGAGGGACUGAGCACGUAAACUGGACCGACAAAUAGCAGAUUUGAACGUCAGUAUCUUAUGAAUUAAUGGUAUCAUAUAAUUUGGCA